Molecule: messenger RNA, 3654 nt
Organism: Doryrhamphus excisus (bluestripe pipefish)
Lineage: Eukaryota; Metazoa; Chordata; Actinopteri; Syngnathiformes; Syngnathidae
Gene: kcnj9
Product: potassium inwardly rectifying channel subfamily J member 9
Biological process (GO): potassium ion import across plasma membrane; regulation of monoatomic ion transmembrane transport
Cellular component (GO): plasma membrane
Molecular function (GO): G-protein activated inward rectifier potassium channel activity
Source: RefSeq, a predicted model, not a curated record
AACGCGCCAAGCCAAUAUUGUGACCUAAACUGCAUUCUUACCCAAUAAAGUCCCAAUGACGCGACUCGCUCCCUCAUUUCGUCGCUCGUAGGAGUCGCAAAUUGAGGCGAGGACGACGGGAUGGAUCUUCACAACCGGCCCAAACACCGACAUGUUGGAAAAGGGGGGGUCGACUAUUGGAGGCGGAUGGAUACAAAUAAUGAUAUCUCGAUACCAAGGAACGUUCAACAUUGACUUGGCACUCGUGAGCACUUUUUUUGGACGUGAUCGUGUAUGCCCAGCAGAUGGGCUCGGAGAGGGGCUGGGCUGAUGACAGCAACCUCCACACCUGACCGCCUCCAUCACAUCCGAGCACGGUGGCGCUCCUCGGGCAGCACGGCGCCGCUCUCGCCCGGGUACUGGCUUCGCACUCGUGAACGCGGAGCUUCUGUUUUUUUUUACAAUUGUUAAGAGCUAUUUGUUUACUGGAAGGGAUAUAGAAUAACAACGGGAGGAUCGAUGCCGCUUCGCCGCCACUCAAGCACCAAAAAUGGACCGCAUCCUACCGCUGAUUGUUGUCUUUCAGCCACGACGACCAACCUUCUUCUUCUUCUUCUUCAAAUGACACCCUCACCCGGCCAAAAGUGAGCAGCAAACAGAUGGUCCUACAAACAUCCAGCAGACUGAGUGUGCCAAAGUGACGUCUGAAUAACACAAUCACAUAUACAAACACACACAUACACACACACAUACAUACAUACACACACGCAAGCCAUGGCUCUGGAGAAUUCUGUCCUCCCUCCUCGCCCGGACUCCCUCUCGCUUCCUGUGGAGGACAAACCAGAAGGGCAGGACCCGGCAGUCGAAGCCCCUCCCGUUGCCGGGGUCUUCAACCUGUCUGAGGAGCUGGGUCAUGUGGUCACCACUGAUGCACCACCAUCUCCUCCCGCGUCGACUAAGGUCAACAGGUCGUUCCAAUCCAAGAUGGCCGAGCGGGAGGCCAAAGCCAAUCAGACCAGGAAGAAAGCCCAGGGGGCGGAGAAGGAAAGGGGGCGAUUCGGGUGGGCUCGCGCCCGUCGCAAGAGGCAGCGCUACGUGGAGAAGAAUGGCCGCUGCAACGUGCAGCACGGCAACAUGCGAGAGACGUACCGCUACCUGACCGACAUCUUCACCACGCUGGUGGACCUCAACUGGCGCUGUUCGCUCUUCGUGUUCGUCAUGGCCUACGCCGUCACGUGGCUCUUCUUCGGCGCCAUCUGGUACCUGAUAGCAUACUGCAGGGGUGACCUGGACCACCUGGAGGACGAGACGUGGACGCCGUGCGUCAACAACGUCAACGGUUUCAUCUCUGCGUUCCUCUUCUCCAUCGAGACGGAGACCACCAUCGGCUACGGCCACCGUGUCAUCACUGACCAGUGUCCCGUGGGCACCAUGCUGCUGCUGCUGCAGGCCAUACUGGGCUCCAUGGUCAACGCCUUCAUGGUGGGCUGCAUGUUUGUGAAGAUCUCGCAGCCCAACAAGCGAGCUGAGACGCUGGUGUUCUCCAAACACGCUGUCAUCUCGCUGCGGGACGACAAGUUGUGCCUGAUGUUCCGGGUGGGUGACCUGCGCAGCUCGCACAUUGUGGGGGCCAACAUGAGGGCCAAGCUCAUCAAGUCCAAGCAGACGCAGGAGGGCGAGUUCAUCCCCCUGGACCAGACCGACAUCAGCGUGGGCUUUGAGACAGGCGACGACCGUCUCUUCCUGGUGUCGCCGCUGGUGAUCUCGCAUGAGAUUGACGUCUGCUCGCCGUUUUGGGACAUGUCGCAGGCGCAGUUGGAGAAGGAGGACUUUGAGAUCGUGGUCAUCUUGGAGGGCAUGGUGGAGGCUACGGGCAUGACAUGCCAGGCCAGGAGUUCCUACCUGGCCGAGGAGGUGAUGUGGGGGCACCGCUUCAGCCCAAUGAUGUCGCUGGCUGAGGGCUUCUUCGACAUCGACUAUGGCGCUUUCCAUCACACCUUUGAGGUGGACACUCCCUCCUGCUCGGCACGAGAGCUCUCACUGGUCGCCGCAAGGCUGGACGCCCACCUUUACUGGUCCAUCUCCAGUCGGCUGGACGAGGAGCCCGCCCUGCCCCAGCAGGGGUCCAGAGCGACGGAGAGCGGCCCAGCCAACGGCAAAGGCGGCACCCCCACCUUCAUCGUUGGUGAGAUGACCGACGUCGGCGUGGCGCCGUCGGGCUUGGGCGAGCUGAACGGCAGCGUGGCCACCGACCAGUUGGCGUGCAAGGCCUAGCGGACAAAGACACGUUUCACCCACGUGGACUUUCUACUUUGAUUCGUUGUGUUAUUUCCAACUACUCCUGCCUCUUUCGUGUUUUGAUUGCGGCCGAAUGUUAAACAGAUAUGGAUUCACAUUGUUCAUAUUUCAUUCGUAGAUAUUUGAAACACCAUAAACCUUGAAAUUCUCCACAAAGGCACCAUGGACAGCACAGACUAAUGUGGGAAAUGUUUACUUCUGUAAAUACACAGCAAUGAGUGUGAUGUCAUGUUUUACGCAUGUGUGUCACUUCCUUUAGGCGUUGCAUUAUUUACGAGUCGUUUUUUUUUCUGGUAAUGUGAACAACCACUUAAAAGUUUGCAUUUUCACCCAAAAAAAUGAUAAUUGGUCAUAAUGCCCUGCAGUGGGAACGUAGCCUCGACAUAUAUGCAUUAAAUGGACUAGGAUGGGCUUUUUCUGGCCUCCUGUCCACAGGGGGCGCUGUUGGUUUGUGGCAUUCCUAACACAAUAGAGCAGGGGUGUCCAAAGUGCGGCCCGGGGACCAUUUGAAACACCCAGCACAGUCGACUAAUAAAUUUAACAGCAAAACUAACAAUAAAAACAAAAAAAAUGUAAAUGUUAUAAUGUUGGGGGAAUAAAGUCAGGAUUACGGGAAUAAAACAUUUCCAUGAAGAACAUUAAAAAAACAGCAGAAAUGGAUAAAAACUGUUGUGAUUUUACAAGAAUGAACUCCUAAUAUUAAGAAAAAAAAGUAACAAUUUUAUGGUAAUAAACGAAAAAUAUAAACAAGGAAAAAUGUUAUUUUAGUAGCUUUGGGUUUAAAUAUUUUUUUUAAAUGUCGGAAUUCUGAGAAACAAAACAAAAUAAAGUUGUAAUUUUAAUGAAAUUGGGUUCCGCAAUGGAAAUAAAGUCGUAAUAAAUAUAAUAAAUAAUAAUAAAUUAAAUUAAAUUAAUAAAUAAUAAUAAUAAAAUAUUUAUGAAGAUUAUUUGGAAAAAAAAGUUUGAAAAAAAAAGAGCCAUGACCAAAGUUCAUACUACUAAUACGCUUUUUCAACUAUAUAACAAAGCUGAGAUGCAGUUGUUUCUUCAAAUAUUUAUCAUUUCUAUCCAUUUCUACAUGUGGUGUCCCUUGCAUCCUAUCAUUUUUCACUAUCUGCCCUCGCUGGAAAAAGUUAGGACACCCCUGCAAUCCAGGCAGGUGAACACACGGGUAUCUGUGUUAUUGUAUAUAGAGUAUAUAUACAGUACAUAUACAGUAUACAUAGUGCAGGGAUGAUGUUUGUUUUAGUGUAGUUAUUACAGAAAGUAAAAGCACAACAAAGCCGACUGCCGUGUAUAAAUGUGGUUGUUUUUACUUUGUACUUUUACUAACAAUCAUCUGACAUGUCAAAUAGUAUAAUAAAGUAUAUUCCAGAA